UGCCUUAGGUAUGUACCAAGUUCCAUCAGUCACGGCCCUAAGUAUGUAAAUUGAAUUAUUUAUUGUCUAUAGAUAUGCAUAAUAUUUUAUGGGGGAAAAAUCUUAGAAGCAUGACAUGCUUUUUUUUAUUUUUCUGCACCGUGUUGUUAUAAAUUACAGUUGAUUUAACUUCUAUUUAUGAAACAGAAGGUAGACUAGCGCAACAAGCAGUGAUGCACUGCAUUCCGCGUAUUAAAGAACUAAACUUUGCUUUAAACUGUUCCAAGUUUUACUACCGGGUAUUUACAUAAAUUUUUAGCUGCGAUUCCGCGUUAUGGUAUUAAAUCAUUGUAUGUAUGUGUGUAUUUAUGCGCGUAUAUGGUUCAUCUUGCGCUUGAGUGAUUUCGAAUAGAAAGAGCGGAUCUGUUGAGCUGAACUGUCGUAUGAUUGUUAUUACUUUUUUGUUGAUCCGGGAGCGCAACCCAGUUUUUUAGCGUUGGUGGCGGGUUCGUUGCCUGAGGUAGUUUGCUGUUUUUAACAUUAUUUUUUUCUGUAUUUUAUUUUAACUGUUGCUUUUGCUGGUGACAUGAAGAGGUGGUUGAGUGUGUGGAUGUGGUUGUUUAGUUUUUGCUGAUCGUUCCAUGAUAAUCGGAACUAUUUUAAAGGCAACAUACACACAUUGGCCAUAAUACAUAAACACCGUUGCUACAAAUUCUUUUCGGGAUGCCAUAAGGCCAUUUAACGCUGUUCACUACAGUUGCUUUUUAGAAUCUGCAUCGAACGGUCGAUAUUUGUUUUGUCGAAAAGUAAUAAUAUAUAUUACCACAACCGAGUAUUAAAAAUGAGGAUAAUUUAAGUGGAUUCAAGUGCAUACACACGUUUACUAGUUUUGAAUAUUUGUAUUUGAUAGCCUGUUGCAACACAAUAUUCCGUUUGAGGGCAGGGCUAACGGUGUAUCAUUAAAUAUUUUGCAUUCGUUUGCUUAGAUCUACUUGUCUGCUCUCAUUCAAAAGGGCCAACACUUUUAGCCAGAAAUGUAUGCCCACCGACCUCAGCAAUGGGUGCUGGCAUUCCUUACGCUUGCUAGUUACUCUAUUCUGCUGGUGCGUGCCAUGCAAAUACCUCAGGACGUUGAAAUACUUGAAGGAUACCAGUUUGACGAAUCACCCGAAUACUACUCGACUGAUUCAAAUUACUAUGAGGCAAGAAGCCUGCUAUCUGGUUUUAAAAAAGCCAUUCGCAAUAAACGUUCAACAUUAGAAUACGACCAGGCUAAAGGCUUGGCGGUGGCAGGCGGUUCGCAAUCAAAUAACCUUCAGGAAUUUACACAAAAUAUUGGUAGUCAGCAUAUUAAGGUGCACGAAAAGGAGGAAAAGAGUGAGGGUGAUGAGUUAGGAGCCGAUAUGCCACGGGCGGAAAAACAAAUAAUGGACCCCGAUUAUGACUACUAUUCACAGCGGCACAUUUCCUCGUGGAAUGGUGCUUAUGGAUCGUCCGCGUCGAGCAGUGCGUCACGUGCACCCGCUGGUGUCGAGGAUGUCAUGGCUGAUGCCAGUAAUAGUUAUGUAUCGAGAGGACGUCAAGCGCGCGUCAAUUUUAUCACACAACCCACAAAGGAUUCUAAUGACGCUGCGAAGGAAUUGACGGAACCAAUUGUAUCCAAACUGCCAAUUCCCAAAGUUCAUUAUGAUGCAAAAUACCCGUCUAUUGCACCAGCCUAUAACUAUGAAAUGUAUCCGUCCCGCUCUUACGCGCCAUAUUUACGACGCUACGAUCGCAGCUUUGAUGAGCCGUAUUCGCGUUACGAUCCCUACAACUAUGAAGACCAUUACUUAUAUCGUCGGCGCUACGACCCUUACGAUAGCUAUAGUCCACGUGUUCCACAAUAUCCCGAACUCUACUACAAUUAUCCCGAUCGCCGCUACGACAUACCAGAGCCCAGGGACUAUAUUCCACUUUACAAUAAUGAAAUCUACGAUAAGGCAUCUUAUCCGGCAGCUAAUUAUCCCCCCGUUGACGGCUACACGUCGGCCAAGUAUCCAGAAUAUUCGCGGAAUCAACGCCGCAUAGUCUAUUAUGCACAUUUACCGGAAAUUGUGCGCACACCUUACGACUAUGCCAACAGAUACGACCGCUAUGACGACCUAAUGAAGGCAAAUAAAGCCAUCACCGGAGCGUAUAAAUACGACAAACAGGCGUCUGGUAGUGGAAGCUCUUUGAGCGGUACCGUCGCAAACACAGACUCCUACGCCUACAUGAAGCGCGACAAGAAGGAUCGGGCAACGCCAAAGCCCAGUAAGGUUAGCGUUAGUGGCAGACAGUAAGUGAUGCGCAGCUCAAAGCUACAAAC
Molecule: messenger RNA, 2329 nt
Organism: Anastrepha obliqua
Lineage: Eukaryota; Metazoa; Arthropoda; Insecta; Diptera; Tephritidae
Exons: 2
Coding region: 1014-2303 (429 amino acids)
Source: RefSeq, a predicted model, not a curated record